AUGGCGCCUCUUACAAAGGGAACCCCGCAACAGUCUCGGCGCAAGAGCUUGAACCUAUUCUCGAGGAGCUCCCUUUCGAGCCUUCCACAUAUCAAUACAAACGUCUCCAAUGAGGGAGAUGAGGAUGGGGAGAAGAAAGAGAAGAAAAAGCUGGGGAAAAGGAGCUCGAUCUUUGGAUUGGGUUCUGCUGUGAGCUUGGACGGCCAUCAGGAUGGAGCAAUGAGCCCAAUAAAGAGCGGGGAGAGAUCGGAUUCCCCAAAGCUCCGCCCUCGAACCCUUCAGAAGGGACGCCCUGCCUCUCUCUUUGGGUCUCUGGGCAGAAAAUCACUUGGUCAGAUGGACGAAGGAGAAUCAGAGAAUCUGCACACCGGUACACCUGAGUCUCCCUUGGAAGACGGACAGCUGCUGCAGCCCGGUACCUCGGGAAAUGGCGGUAUAUUGUACCAUGGCGAGAUCCAGACUAUGAGUGGCAUGUUCAGGAAGAAGAAGGAAUAUUUGGUGUUGACGGAAACCCAUUUGAUCCGGUUUAAAAGCCAAUCUCGAGCAUCUGAGACAUUUUCCUCCAUUCCACCCUCAUACGGCCGAUCGACGUCCACACGUCACCCUUCAACCACCUCGAUAGGAUCUUUGCAAGAAAUUCAGUCAUCAACGUCCCACACUUCGACGGAUGGUGAAAAUAAGAUUCCAUUGGGCCAAAUCGUGACCGUAUAUAAAGUGGAGGAUGGGCGUCCUUUCUUUACAACAGAGGUGGUAUACUUGGAUGAGGAUUAUCAUGGGGCAGGUUCAAUCCAGCUCAUGCUCCAUGACCCAAAAGAAGCCGAUCUCUGGCACACUUCGAUACGAGGAGCCGCUCAAAAGGCGAGAUUGCUUAUGGAGGAACCAUAUCCCAGCAGGGUCAUAAGAUACCUCGUUUCUGCGGUAGAGGCAGUGGAAGACUAUGAUGCCGAACAUUUUCAAAUUUUCCGAGUCGUUCGAAGAACCACUGCUCUUAAGAAUGGACGGUCAUCUUCAGAUGAUCUGCAGAAACUUGGAACGUCGUUGUCCUACUUGGUUGUUGGUAUUAAUCGUGUACAUCUGAUACCUCUACCUGAUUUCACGGAUGGGGCAGGACGCCUGCUCCAGCCAAAGACGAGUCGCAGCACUUACGGGAUCGUUUCAAUCGUCGACAUGAGAGUCUCGUACGAUGAUGACAGAUUCGAAUUGGCAUUUAGAAACCCGUGUCAAGCAAUGAACAUCCUCGAACUGGCAACCUCUGCACCUACUGACAUUGCGGUUGCUCUCAUUAGAGCUUGGCAAUAUCUAAAGCCUCGAUGGGAAGAUUACAACUUCAACUUUGCUGGUCCAAGACGAUUGCUUCAGAGUCUCGACGACAAGCUAUCUUCCCCUUCUAAGGAAGAAGACUUGGGAUGUUUUGACCGCACACUUGUUGCAUAUUGCAUGGCUUACAACUGCAAUGCUGCCAAUAUACAAUACUCAAUCGAUUGGGAAGCUGAAGAUGCUCCUGAAUUUGGCCUGUGGCCUCCGCUUUAUUCCAAUAAGUAUACGUUCCUUGAAUUACUAGCCAUCAUGAGAGCUUUACGCUAUAACGAGAUAUUUGGCUCCAUCUCAUUCAAGGAUAUUGAUCUCCACAGUUUGCAUGGCGUUCUGGACUCCAAUGGAUCCGAGCAUGUGGCAAAUGCAACUCGUUCUGGGAUAUCAAUUCAGAAGUAUUUCAACCUAAAGCCACAGGAAAAGACUUUGCUACACCAAGAAGUCCAGGCCAUUGCUCUGAAGUCAAGGAAGUUGCGGAAAUUGGAUUUCACCAACACACUACCUCGAAGACGGCCAAAGGACAACUUCGACUUUGAGGGUGGGGAAGUCGACAAGGACCCAGGAUCUGAGAUUGUGGCUGCCAUCUUCCCAUUAUGUCAAGUACAGGCUACGAGCGUGGAUAGGAUCGUUCUGAGUGGGAUUGAGCUGGGAGAAACUGACCUUGAUGAUCUCAUUCCAACUUUUGCCAAGGCAGCCUCAGCGAUUAGAGGAAUUGAUUUUUCUCGAUGUGGUUUGAACGACAGAGGUAUCAUGCAGAUGAUAACCCAUUUGGAGCGGCAAAAUGCGACCCUAGAAUUUCUUAACAUCUCCGGGAACCCGGGCCGAAUUCACCUUGAGCAAUUUCAAGCAUCCAUGAGCCGCUUUACUAACCUCAAGAGGCUGGACCUAUCCAGGACAACAUGGACGCCGAGCUCCCAGCCACUUGUUCUCCCCGAGGUGAUGUUGACAUGGCACCUGGAGGAGCUGAUCUUGAACGGUAUUCCCAUCAACGAAAGGACCCUUGAGUUAAUAGCACAUUAUGUGGCAUGUGAUAAUUCUAUGGGCCUUCGAACCCUGCAAAUGGAUCAGUGUGGUCUGAAUGGCGAACAUGUGGCUCUGCUCAUGUAUGCCAUGACGAAGACUCCUGGCGAAGCUCGAAACUUAGAGUUCCAUGUAAGCUCGAACAGGCUUGAAAAGGGGAUCGGGGAGAUUGUCAAAGCGAUCGAGACCAACCACGCUCCGUCUCAUUUGUUCUUGCGAAUGAUUGAGUUCAACAAGGAGGAGCAUUUUAGAAGACUAUUACAGGCUCUUCGGACCAAUACCACGAUCCACAGUCUGGACAUUUCGAAAGCUUCCUUGCCAUACGACGCUGAACCGGACACUUGCGAAGCAAUGCGUCAGGUUUUCGCUGAGAACACGACUUUGAAAGAACUCGACAUUUCAGGAGAGCAAGCCCAUCUUGAAGUAACCCGGUUUGGGAUUGGUCUGAAUCACGCUUUGACCGGGCUCAAAGGCAACACCACCCUCAAAAUUCUUCGAAUUGAAUACCAGAACCUGGGCUUGGAAGGUGCAAACACACUGUCCACGGUCCUUGAAGAAAACAAAGGUCUCACUCACAUUUUCUGUGAGCACAACGAUAUCAACCUUCAGGGCUUCACCAUCCUAGUUAAUGCUCUUGCGAAAAAUUACUCCCUGCUGGUGUUGCCGUUCAUGCAAGAUGACCAAAAUCUCUCAAUGAAGCGGAUGAAUAUCAGCAUGAGGGAUUCUCGCCAGGUUGCCAAUGCUGCGAGACAUGAGAAUCUGGUGAAAGGAUCUGUUCGACGACGAUUGACUACACUAGGUGUUACGAAGCCGGCAAAGCAAGAGCUGACUCCUCAGGAUGUGGACGAUGUGGUGCGGGUGUUAAAUGAUCGCUGGGAACAUGAGAUGAACCGCCUGACAGCAUUCCUUCAACGAAACAAUGACAUCGCAGCAGGUAUCUGUGGCCCCGAUGGCGAGGGUGUAUUGAGCGAGGAAACAAUGCGGCCUACGACAGCCUUGAGUGACAAGGGUCUUCUUGAGCAGGUUUUGAGCAACACAACACCGAGAGUAGAACUGGGAAAUCCUGUUGAUGGCCACAUUGACAGGAUAGCGGAGCUAGACUUGAGUCCUACAAAGGAAUUCGGGGCUAAGCAAGAGAAUCCCAAAUUGCCGGAGGGUAAAGCAGAGUUGGAUGGUGGAAUAUUGCCAGUGAUACCCGGGAGUGGAAAGGAGAAGGCAUUUGAGUUGGGGGAGAGCGACAGUGGGAUGUUCGAGAUGGAUUCUUGA
Messenger RNA from Hyaloscypha bicolor E, 3597 nucleotides. Its product is annotated as RNI-like protein. The record is from RefSeq and is a predicted model, not a curated record. Lineage: Eukaryota; Fungi; Ascomycota; Leotiomycetes; Helotiales; Hyaloscyphaceae. The transcript is spliced from 2 exons. Bases 1 to 3597 code for a protein of 1198 amino acids.